Serendipita indica DSM 11827 is the source of this 1212-nucleotide messenger RNA. The record is from the annotation of a GenBank genome assembly. NCBI's taxonomy places the organism in Eukaryota, Fungi, Basidiomycota, Agaricomycetes, Sebacinales, Serendipitaceae.
AUGGAUUUGACCGCGCGCCAGUACCUAGCACACCACCACCACCAAGCAGAGAUCAACAGAGCACUUAUGGAGCUUUUCCAUUUGAUUGACAUUUUUCUCCAAUCCGACGAAAAGGCGCGCGACUCGCUCACCGUAUUGUGUUUAGUGAGCAAUUACCUACAGCAAAAGGGCGUAAUAGGGUCCAUGCAAGCAGCCAAGUGCGAUGCGAAUCAGUCUAUCAACUCUAAUGGAGACCCUUUGGCCGACUUGGCGGGGCUCAUCGCGUCCCAGUCGCUUGUCGCUGGCUCUACCUUAGUGAACUCCUCCAAACGAGCUCCAGCGCAGUCAAGUAUUCAUCAAGCCCAAUUUUUGUCCCCAUCAUCUAUGGGUAUCCCGACGCGCUAUGAAUCGCCAGUCGAACGGGCUGCGACCCAAAGACGCGUGAGAACCACAGAAGAAUUGCCUUCCUUCAUAUCAGUACUACGAGAGGGUGUUCGGGCGUGGCUUACACGACCCACUACGCACGCCCUUCGCAAGUGGACGUAUCACAAUUCGUCACAAAUUGCCCCUCCAGAUUCUCGAAAGCGAUACGAGAGAACUGGAGUGGGGGAUCCUGUUCAGCGUUCCGGACAACCAUCUUCAGUACAGACUCAUCCCCGGGCAGACGAGAUCUCGGAAGAUGAGUUUGUCAUGGUGGACUAUCCUCAAAUGACCGAUAGACCACUUCCUCGUCCACCAAGUGAUUACCAUCACUGCUCGUCAUCCGCCAUGGAUUCGCCCGGUCGUACAACCUCAUACAACGAUGUACAUCGCUUCUCUCCCUGUGCGCUCACGAGCUUUAUCACACCCUCAAAUCUCCGUUCGGGCACAGAAAAGGUCGAUCGGCGUCACUCACUUAAUUCUUCCGACACCUCCAUUGUCUCUCAAGAGUCAAUGUCGACUCUUCGAGACGCAGAGGAACCUGAAGAAGAAGUCGAAGAAAUCAAGGUCUUGCCGAGCGGAGAGGUUUUAUAUCUGAGCGGAGAAGAUUUGGAAGAAUGGAAACAAGGCGAGGAGAUUGAAAGGAGAGAGCGGGAAGCCUGGAAGACAUACUCGAACGAGCUCGAGCAUGCAUGCGAGGGCGUAGCAUCGUCUAUUCCCGGUGGAAUCCUUGCGGACAUUGCGCGCAGGCGCAAAUCGUUGACCUCUUCGCAUAGCGUAGGACUCUGGUCGAGUCGUCGCUCAGGUCGGUAG